Hemibagrus wyckioides is the source of this 2049-nucleotide messenger RNA. Its product is annotated as ATP-sensitive inward rectifier potassium channel 1-like. The record is from RefSeq and is a predicted model, not a curated record. Gene Ontology annotation, cellular component: plasma membrane. The transcript has 2 exons. NCBI's taxonomy places the organism in Eukaryota, Metazoa, Chordata, Actinopteri, Siluriformes, Bagridae. Gene Ontology annotation, biological process: potassium ion import across plasma membrane; regulation of monoatomic ion transmembrane transport. Bases 141 to 1271 code for a protein of 376 amino acids. Gene Ontology annotation, molecular function: ATP-activated inward rectifier potassium channel activity.
AGGGAUACAUUUAAUCAAAUAGACAAAGUGUGAGAAAGUGGGGCAGACUGGACGAGAGAGAUCAUAUUGUCAGACACUUCUACCUACUUCUGCCAAACUUCUGAAUAUCUGCGUACAAAGUGCUGCAGCAGACUUUAAAAAUGCCCUGGUCAUUAAGUCAGCUCCUGAGCUGCUGCUCAAGACAGCAAGGAAUUAAUCGAGUCCGUUUGAUAACCAGGGACGGACACUGUAAUAUUGAAUAUGGCAAAAUGAAGUACAGCACCUGCUUCGCCUACAUGCACGAUAUCUGGUCCACCUGUGUUCAGAUUCGCUGGUAUUCCCUCACCUUCUUCUAUGUGGCCUCCUUCAUUUUCAGCUGGUUUAUCUUCACCCUUCUCUGGUACUGGGUUGGCUACAGUAAUGGAGACUUGUGGUGGCAAAACCCAUCAGCUAAUCACACUGCAUGUGUACUUAAUCUCUAUGACUUAACCACCGCAUACCUGUUUUCAGUGGAAACACAGCUGACGAUCGGCUUUGGCUAUAGAGUUAUUACCCCACUUUGCCCGAGUGCGAUCACAGUCUUCAUGGCUCAGAUUCUUGUUGGUAUUGUCAUCGCAUGCUUCUGGUGUGGUGUGCUGAUAGCUAAAAUUUCCUUGCCCAAGAAAGUCGCCAAAGCCGUCAGUUUCAGCGAGAAGGCUGUCAUCUGCUUUAAACAGGACACACUCAGUUUACAGAUACGUGUGGCCAACAUACGCAAAAGCUUGCUGCUCGGCAGUCAGAUCUACGGCAAGCUGAUCAGGACCAGAGUCACACCUGAAGGAAAGACCUUCAUUAUGGAGCAGGUCAAUAUCGACUUCAUGGUGGAUGCGGGGAAAGACAACUUGUUCUUUGUCUGUCCCUUAACCUUAUAUCAUGUGAUUGACAAGACGAGUCCAUUCUUCCAAAUGGCUGUGGACACUCUACAACAGCAGGACUUUGAGUUGGUGGUGUUUUUAGAUGGCACAGCUGAAUCCACCAGCUCUUCCUGCCAAGUCAGGACAUCAUACCUGCCUCAGGAGAUCAUAUGGGGCUACAAGUUUCUCCCCAUUGUCUCACGCAGCAAAGAGGGCAAAUAUCACAUAGACUUCUCCAACUUUGACAAAGUGGAACCUGUACCAACUGCUCACUGUGCAAACUGCUAUCACGAUUUGAAUGGCCGUCAUCACUUCUCCAACAAUGGCACUGAUAAUGCAGGCUUUGAGGUGAUAGAAAUUGACAGUCAAGACAAUCAGUUAAGUUCUGUGAACACAUAAAUGUUUAUAUUUGACCCUAAUGUGAGAGACAUUCUGUAGUAAUCAGCUAAAAAAGUGAUAUAAACAAAAGACAAUCACCACUACUGUUCACAAGUUCAGAUGUUUAGCUAUGAAAAAAGUUUUAACUAUGAAGUGAAAAAUGUAGGCAAAAAGUGUGGAUUAUAUUUGAACAAAAUGUGUCUCAUUAAUGCGGAAACACAAAUCUGCAAAAUCUUCUAUCAACAACGCCUGUUGGUGUUUUUUUUUUUUUUUAAAGUAUAUUAGAUUUAUAAGUAUAUGCACAGUUGUUGGAUCACUGUUUACACUGUAAGAUGUUUCGCUUUCUUUUGCACAAUAAAGUAAAUAGAAAAUACAUGAGCAAUUUCCACAGAUAUUUCUCAAUUUCAGCCAGAAGAAGUCAUGCUUCUUGACUUGAUGCAUUAACAAUGAUUUAAGUACCUUCGUGUUACAUCAUUAUACGCAAAACAAAAGAGAAACCCAGUUGUCUCUGCCAGGAAGACAGGGCUGGGAUGUGUAUAGAUCCCAAAUAAACCCAGAAAUUAUUGCAGAAACUUAAGUUGUGAUCUUUAUAUCUGGAGUUAAAUAUAAUUAAAACCCUGUGGUCUGAAUUAAAGACAGAAUCAACAUCCUCCACCUUAUCAGACAUUAGAUAGCUGGUUAUGUUAAAUAGCUAGACUAAAUAUCUAAUGUGUCUAAGGUAUUUACUAUCAAUAGCUUGCAAUAACCUGCAAAGAAUAUUAUUAAAAGCAAUAAGUUUAAUGUGAUAUUGAUAAUGUGA